Rhodofomes roseus is the source of this 7078-nucleotide messenger RNA. RefSeq names its product P-loop containing nucleoside triphosphate hydrolase protein. The transcript has 30 exons. Gene Ontology annotation, biological process: regulatory ncRNA-mediated heterochromatin formation. The annotation marks the transcript as partial. NCBI's taxonomy places the organism in Eukaryota, Fungi, Basidiomycota, Agaricomycetes, Polyporales, Fomitopsidaceae. Gene Ontology annotation, cellular component: nuclear RNA-directed RNA polymerase complex. The record is from RefSeq and is a predicted model, not a curated record. Gene Ontology annotation, molecular function: helicase activity; metal ion binding.
CGAGAACCUUGUCGUUUUUUCAGCAGUCCAGGUGGUUGCAGAAGAGGCCUGGCCUGCAGAUAUGCACACGACAGAGCUAGCGCUUCCCGAGGCCCUGACCGUUCGUCCUCUUUAGGAGGGGCGCAGCAGAAUUCAGGAAGCGCAAGUGCUCCGCCUGGCGUCUGUCGCGCUUUCUGGGCAGACGGCGAGUGUAGGCACGGCUUUCAAUGCCGCUAUAAGCACAUUCCAUCUCCACAGCAUGUUCAUCCUCUAACGGGAGGAUCUGCGCAAGGCGCGGUGCCGUCUGCGAUCGAGACUCUGGCGCCAUUGUUGACCGAAGGAGGCCUAGCUAGGCUGACGGAGCGCAGUACUGAUGGUUUCUUCGCUACAGAUCCUUCUAAGCAGUUAACACCAUCUGAAUUGCAUAACUACCUCAAAAGAUAUCUAUUCGACGACUACCGUUUUCGCCAUGUCUUGGACAUUUACAGCUUCUUGAAUCUCAUAGGCAAUGCAUCUGCGAACAAUGCAAAAUGGUCACCGGAAGAUGGACAGUUGCUCCUAGCAACGCUGAGUACAGGAAAUGGUCUCCGGCGCCUCAACGACAUCCUUUCAUGGGACGAUGUCUCAAUCCGGGCAGGCAGCCAGAGAACUACCCUUUCCUUUCAGCGAGGUUACGUCCCCUUGCUACGGUACUUCUCAUCUGAAUCUGUGGCAACAAGCAUCGCCAGUCAUGCAGCCAAUGCGCUGUACGCACUCAUCUUGGAACACUGCUCGCUUUUCGUACAGGUCCUCCAGUCUUGCAUGGAGGAAGCCAUCGCUGAGAGAAGAUCCUUCAAGGACCCUCACGCCCUCCCCACGAGUGGUAAAGAUCCUCUUGCGAGCCAGGUAAUCGCGUCCUUGGCGAAAGUCCUGUUCGAGUUGGUUACUCGUUUCAAGAACGUUUUGGUCGAACACCCUGCACUUCGUCAACUCGUACUGAGCCUGCGUCAGUGGACCAGUUCUUGGGCCGCUGGUGUUUCAUCUGCACCCCCUACGUUCGAUGACCCACUCACCACAGCGUCCUCUCAAGCCCGAGAUCAUAUCGUGCAGCACUUGAGCGGCCAAGUCGAUCGGCUCGUGGCAAUUGUCGAGCGCAAGACGGGCGAAGUAGAGCGCAUCCAACAGCGAAUGCAACAGCUGUCUCUGGCCGCCGGAUCACCCGGAACUGUGAGCGAAGGCGUCCUGGCGGCCCUCGAGAAUGCAUACGAGGGACCUGGGAAUUUUCGUCCAGAGGGUCGGCGUCAUGACAACGACUUUGCUGACGUCUCUGACAUCCGCAUCGCACCAACGCACGACGAACUCACUUGCAGAAUUCCGCCCUUCAUGCCUGCCAACCUCUAUGGUGCACCACAUCCGUUACCAUCCGAUAGCAUGGGGCGGCUACUAGACAUCCAAUUCAGGCUGCUGCGUGAGGAGCUCAUGGCUCCGCUUCGCAUGUCAAUACAGCUCGUACUCGACGACCUCGCCUCCAACGCGCACGAUACACGUCUCGCGGACCUCAUCAGACGGCGCGGUGGCAAAUACCGCGGCCACAUCGCUGGCCAAGAAGCCGUGCUAUUCAACAUCUAUACCAACGUCUCCUUCGCAUCAAUCACACCGGACCAUCGUGGCCUCUCCAUCGGGCUCGGCUUGGACAGUCCUCCGGGUCGCGCACGUAACGCUCAGACCAGUGCGCGCGUGGCCUUCUGGGAGAACAUGGCAAGCAAACGACUCCUCCAAGGCGGUCUUGUCGCCUUGAUUUGGAAGCAUCGGAACGGCGAGAUCGCCGUCCAUCUUGGUACAAUCUCCAGCCCGACGCGCGAACUCAUCCAGUCGGCGUCGCAGGAUCGUGUUUCCAUUCGAGUUGCCUUCUUUGACGCUGAACUGGAGCUCCGCGCGAUCGAGGACUUGAAGCACUCAGAUCAAGACGAGGGCAGUGUGAAGCUUCUCGUUGAGGCGACAGUCUUAUACGAGUCUGUCCGCCCAUUCUUGGAGGCCCUGCGUGUCGAGCCGGAGCUCGUGCCGUUCAGCAACUAUAUUGUGCACCGUCCACCCGGUUUCCUCAACAGAACGGUCAUUGCACCCCCUGCAUAUGCUCGUCUACCCGGCUUCUCGUUCCAGCUGUCCUCUCUCUUUUUGCCAGAUGCGGGUGUAGACGACCUAAAGCUUACAGUCACGGAUCAGGACUCUAUAGUCGCAGCACGCCAGCUCAUGAGAGAACGGAGCAUCCUGGAUCCUAGUCAAGCAGAUGCUGUAGUGAUGGCCUUAACGACUGAGUUGGCGAUGAUCCAAGGACCCCCAGGAACUGGGAAGAGUUACACCGGCCUGCAACUGUUGCGAGCCCUCAUUGCGAACAGAAUCGGUCCCAUUCUUAUGAUCGCCUUCACAAACCAUGCGCUGGAUCACUUACUAGGAUCUGUCCUCGAUGCUGGAAUCACGAGGAAGAUCGUGAGGCUCGGCUCUCGGUCGGGCGACGAGAGGAUCGCAGAGUUCUCUCUCGAGAAUAUGGAGAAAGUUGCCGGAAAGUCUCGCCUUGACCGUGCAUUCUCUGGUCACUACAAGGAGCUGCGCGACGUCGAGGACGACAUCAGGAAGUUGAUGUCGGAGUUCCAGAAGAGCAAAGUUGAUUCUGCAGAGAUACUAGCUCACAUGGCGCUUACCUCCCCAGCACACUUCGAGUUUUUCACAAAUGCGCCACGAUGGAUUACCUUACUGUACGAGUUGGAGAACUCCGGAGACGGUCAGGGUGGCUGGCGAGUUACUGGGCGAGGCGGCCACGAUGAAGACGUCGAUACCUCCCUCUAUGCGCACUGGCUAGCUGGCCGCGACAUAGACUUCCUGGAGCGUGCUCACAUCUCUUUGCUCCGCACACAGGCAGAGGUAUACGGCGUAGAGAGAAGUACUGUGCCGGUCAGCAGCAAUCGGUAUGACUACCUGGCGUCCGCCCCGGAUUCCAACCUUGAAGAGGACACGUUCGAACUCACUUCGGAGGUAGCAGCGCCUCGCGACGAAAGUCAUCCAGAUUCCGAUGACGACGUAGAGGCUGCGCCACCGGAGGAGGCGUGGAUGCACGUCGUCGUCGAAGACUCGGGGCCGGAUGUUUUGGAAUCGGAGUCGACGGCCAGGGACAAUACAAGCCAACCCCCGGAUGUCGCACAACCUCGCGCUGCCCAACCCGCGAGUCUCGAUGAUGCUACUAGCAUACGACCGACGGAUUUCCGAAAUCUAGAAGACUUCUUCCUAGCAUGCGGACAUCCUGGCAUACCCUCAGUACCGCAUCACGAUCGACCUCUGCAUACAUUGCUGGAGGAAGACUAUGAAGACGUCUGGGCUUACUCCAGAUCCGAACGCCAGCGAUUCCAUGCAUUUAUCGAGAAGGAGGUGCGUAUGACGCUUCAAAGCACAAGGGUCAUGGAGUUCGAGCGUCUCCGGCAACGUCAUCGCGAUGCUUCCACCAAGUAUAACGAAGGAAAAGACGAAACCCGCAGACAGCUUCUGCGAAACGUCGACAUCAUCGGAUGUACGACCAACGGUGCUGCGAAGCUAACGUCUCUCUUGAAGGGUAUAGGACCACGAGUCAUGUUGGUCGAGGAAGCAGGGCAAGUCCUCGAAGCGCAUGUACUAGGAAGCCUUGUGCAAACUGUACAACACCUCAUCCUAAUCGGCGACCCACUCCAACUGCGUCCGACGUUGAACAAUUUCUCAUUGUCUGUCGAUCACCGACGUGGAAAUAUGCUGUACAAAUUCGACAUGUCUCUCAUGGAACGCCUGUCAAACGCGGGUCUGCCUAUGUCACAAAUCGAUGUUCAGCGCAGAAUGCGACCGGAGAUCGCACACCUUGUACGCACUACACUGUAUCCGAAGCUCGAGGACCACAACCUCGUCAAGAAACACCCUCAUGUACAAGGAAUGGGGAGUGAUGUCUUCUUCCUGAACCAUGCGCAUGCCGAGAAUGGGUCGGAAGAUGAUUCAGUCAGCAAGUAUAACGCCUAUGAGGUGUCUAUCAUCAAGGAUCUAGUCUUGUACUUGCUCAGGCAAGGUCCAUACUCUGCCGAUGGUGACAUUGUCGUGCUUUGUGCAUAUCUUGGACAACUCGCUCGCGUCCGAGACGCCUUGGCUAGCGAGGUUGUGGUCGUGAUCGAUGAACGGGAUCAACGAGAAUUAGACGAUCGUGAGGGUGAAGAGCCGGGCGAGGAGACAGGGACUGCGGUCGAACGUGUGAAGGUUACUCGAAGAGUUCGUCUCCGUACUGUCGACAAUUUCCAGGGAGAAGAGGCGAAGAUUAUCAUCCUCUCACUAGUAAGGAACUCUGGGGGCGCAGAGGAGGACGGGGCGGUAUAUGGUCAUUCUUCAGCUCAUCGAGCGAACAUCGGCUUCCUCAAGUCCAAGAAUCGCACCAAUGUUGCACUCUCUCGCGCCCGUGAAGGUCUGUAUAUCCUCGGCAAUGCUGCGGACCUCAAGUCGAGGAGUGAAAUGUGGGACGACGUCAUCUCCGAGCUUGAGAAGCGACAGUGCGUUGGUGAAGCUUUCCCUGUCCGCUGCCAUCGCCACCCAGAGCGCCUGGAGCAUAUCUCGAAGUCCGGACAGCUUCCGCGGAUCUCUCCAGACGGGGGUUGCCUCCUUCAAUGCGACGCCCGCCUUGAAUGUGGCCACAUUUGCCCGUACAAGUGUCACUCCGACGACCCCAAUCAUCGCGCAGUGAGCUGCGAACAGCGGUGCACUAGGUUGUGCGUCCGCGGUCACCCUUGUACGAAGCAAUGCGCCAUGCCUUGCGGCAGGUGCACGACCCGCGUUGAGAACGUCGAGUUACCUUGCGGUCAUAGAGCAGCCUACGUUCACUGCUAUCAAUUGGACAACUUGGCCGAAGUUACCUGCAACGUCAAGGUCACGAAACGCCUCCCUCGCUGCGAACACGAGACCACUAUGGCUUGCUCCCAAGAUCCCGCUGGCAUAGCAUGCAGGGCCGUCUGCGGCGGUGUCAUGGGCUGCUGUGGACGAAAUUGCAAAGCUCAAUGUUCUCAGUGUCAAGACCUGAAUGCGGUGACUGACGAUACUCAACUAAGCAUACAACGCACGAACCAUGUCGACCACCCGUGCGAGAAGAGCCUGUACUGCGGACAUUUGUGUGGAAAGGCCUGCUCACAGGACCACAAGUGUACUACACAUUGCAAGGAGCCCUGUCGACAAGUGUGCCUGCAUGCUCGUUGUCGCUCUUACUGUUCGACGCCGUGUGCUCCAUGUCAGGAGCCUUGUAUGUGGCGUUGCGCACAUUAUUCCUGCCAGGUGCCUUGUGGUUCGGUCUGCGCUCGACUUCCAUGUGACCAGCGCUGCGAGACAGUCCUCGGCUGUGGUCAUCGCUGCCCGUCAGUAUGCGGUGAAGACUGCCAACUUCAAGUGUGUCCGUCAUGCCUAGACGACGAAGCAAAGUCAGCAACUGUUGUCGAUCUCAUCAUGGGACUCACACUGGACACGGUAAACCCUGCGAACGAAACGCUGGACGAGCUUCUCAUCACGCUUCCCGGCUGCGGGCACGUCUUCACGGUUGAAACUCUGGACGGGAUUUGUGCUCUGCAUGAGUAUUAUAGGCGCGAUGAAGUCACUGGGAAGUGGCUAGGACUACAGGCGCCGCCCAGUGGUUUCCUCAAGCCUCCAACCUGCCCUACAUGCCGUGCAGCUAUCACUGCACCUCGGUACGGCCGAGUAUUCAAGCGCGCUGAUCUUGACAUCCUCGAGAAUAACGUUGCAUCCCACAUGUCUCAAUCGCUCGGGCACAUACAGAACAACAUCGACACCGUGUCAAAGGAGGACGUUGUCACCCGUUUGCGAGACGCGGCUGCAAGAGGACCUAUCGGGAGGUGCUCUGUCUCUACGAAAGGCUGCCAGAAGAAGCAAGCAGCGCUGCUCAAGUCGACUCGGUACUCACCAGUACCUCGCACUGCGCUCGACCCCGCCAACACAGAUCUACAUGCGAUUCAGGCGGGCGAAGCCCAGCAGUGGAAGAAGGCCACUCUGAAACUGCUCGGUGCUUAUGAUGGAUGCCUUAAGGUCGCGAACACUCGCUCCGCCCAUCUCCGUGCCUGGGAGUCCUCGUUCUCGUACCUUUACCAGAAAGAGAUGGACGCCGCUGCUCAGGACCCCGAGCACGCGCCUAGGAACCCGCAGGAGUAUGCUAUGCGUGCGGCGCGUAUGGGCGUCGGUCAGCCGCAGCCGCGCGCUGACAAGCGUUUCGUCGUUGAGGCAAUUUGGACGACAAUCACGCUGCGCCUCCUUCUCGUGGAGGUCACGAUGGCAUGGUCGGAAGCGCUUCAGAGGCGAGACUCGUACCCAGCGGAAAAUCGGCGUGCUUGGGCGACGUACACGGCUUUCGUUCUUCGGUCAUGCGCUGCAGAUGUCGAGAUCGCUUCAGCCAUUGCGUCUCAGUCUGAGAGCCAUCGCCAGGUGACGAAGAGUGCUCUCUUGGGCCUGCGCGUGGAGUUGGAACAGUUCCGCUUCAAUCUGGAGACGACGAAGCAGAAUGGCAAGAUGGGCGAGUUGCGUGAGAAGCUGACAGAACGAGCACACGUGAAAGAGAAAGCAGCGGCUGACAUUGUCAAGGCAGUCGUCGAGCAACACCGUCGCGCGCGAGCUGGGACCUCGGAAGAGGAAUGGCUGACCACAAACUUCACGCACGCUGCAAGGGUCAUCAUCGAGGAAUGGGAUGCCAUCGCCCGGUCUUUGCGUAUGGAUACCUUCUACCAACCUGUCUCACUUGAGGAGUUGACUGCGGUCGUCAAGAGCUUCGGAUUUGCUCAUGCCGGACAUUACUACAAGUGUCCCAAUGGACAUAUCUACGUGAUAGCGGAUUGUGGCGGAGCAAAUCAACAUUCGAGAUGUCCCGAGUGCGGUGCAGGCAUAGGUGGCUCCAGCCACCGCGUCGUUGGUGGCAACUCGCGAGCGGUGGAAAUGGAACAGCUAGCCAGAGCGCAGGGUGCUAUGGACACACCGUGGCAAGUAUAAGUGGAAUCGGAGGGGACCCGUUCAUUGGAUAGUAGAGAACAUAUUUUUCGGACCGUAGCGAGAGGCGGGGGAUGAUGAGCAUACU